AUGUCUAUAUCAUCAAAUACAAUUAUUCGUCAAAAAUAUCGUAUAGAAUUUACACGUGAUCGAAAAUCAAUGUCGGCAUAUGUUGUUACUGCUAAAGAUGCUCCAGAAUCUAUUGUUGAACGAAGUACACAUAUGCGAAUUGAAGCACAAAAAGUUCCAAUGAUUGCACAAAAUAAACAAGAAAUAAUGAAAUUAGUUCAUCAAUAUGGAACAGGUCGAGAUACAUUACAUUGUUUAGCAUUAGAAACUAUUGAUAAUCCAUUAAAAAGAGAAGAAAUAGAUUUAGAAGAUUCACGAAAAUUUAUUACAUAUGAAAAAUAUCAUUUUCAAUGUCAUGGAGAUGGUAAAGAAUGGAAAGAUAUCGAUUGUGAUGUUUUCGAUGAUCCUCAUCCAAUGACAAUGGCUCUAUCAGUACUCGUUACUAUUGAAAUGUUAAAUGCACUUAACAGAAGAAUGGAUGGCUGUAUUAAAAAUUUCUUUUUCUAUUGUAUUAUUUGA
Molecule: messenger RNA, 498 nt
Organism: Rotaria sordida
Lineage: Eukaryota; Metazoa; Rotifera; Eurotatoria; Philodinida; Philodinidae
Source: the annotation of a GenBank genome assembly